Messenger RNA from Carica papaya (papaya), 1060 nucleotides. RefSeq names its product RmlC-like cupins superfamily protein (gene ARD4). NCBI's taxonomy places the organism in Eukaryota, Viridiplantae, Streptophyta, Magnoliopsida, Brassicales, Caricaceae. Gene Ontology annotation, molecular function: acireductone dioxygenase [iron(II)-requiring] activity. The record is from RefSeq and is a predicted model, not a curated record.
AUAGAGGGCUUGUAGGUAAGUGGACUUGCUCGUUGGGAAGACGCCGCCAAGCGUGAUAUUAUACCGCUGAAGGGCCAGACACCACAGAAUAACUGGAGGAAAUCUAAUCGUCCACGCGGCAAUCGGUAACCAAUAACCAAAUCGAGCUUCGUUUAUAGUCUUUGCCAUUUUUUGUGUGUGUGUGUGUGUAUAUAUAUAACCCCGAAGGUGAGUAGAGCCAUGUUUACAGUAUCGAGAAGGGAUUAGAACUUUAAAAGCCCAUGGCUAUCGAGGCAUGGUUUAUGGAUGAGAGCAAUGAAGACCAAAGGCUCCCUCACCACCGCCACCCGAAAGAGUUCGUCUCCUUGGACCACCUCGCUGAGCUAGGAGUGUUAUACUGGCAUUUGAAUCCAGACAACUACGAAAACGAUGAGGAAUUGCGCAAGAUCAGAGAAGCCAGGGGAUACAAUUACAUGGACUUGCUUGAUUUAUGUCCAGAGAAAGUUGCUAAUUACGAAGAGAAGUUGAAGAACUUUUAUACAGAGCACAUACAUGCAGAUGAAGAAAUACGCUACUGCUUGGAAGGAAGUGGAUAUUUUGAUGUUCGAGACAAGAACGAUCGUUGGAUUCGGAUAGGGUUGAAACCGGGUGAUCUUAUUGUUCUGCCUGCUGGGAUCUACCACAGGUUUACUCUUGACACUAGCAACUAUGUUAAGCUGAUGAGGUUGUUUGUGGGAGAACCAGUCUGGACUGCUUAUAACCGGCCGCAAGAAAAUCAUCCAGCGAGGAAGCAGUACGUCAAGGGUGUAGCAGAGAAGUUCUCAGUGGCAGUUGAAGCUCACUAAGGCUAUAAGAAUCUUGUCAGUUUGUUAAUUAUGUAUUUGGACAUACUGAUAUGUAUUAUUACUCAGACAGAACUUAAAUUUCUUACACGGCAGAAACUUUUUACCAAUUUACAACAGAACAAUAUCAGUGAAGGUCUAGUAAGCAUUCGCCUAGAAUCUAAUAUUCGUGCCAGAGGAUCUUCUAAUACCUGAAAUCUAAGAGUUAAUUGGACGUGAAUAAAACACUUAUUCAGGAA